AGGCAGACAGGUAAGGCUGCUGACACACUGAUCCUCAUGCUCCCUACCCAGACUCACCUUCACUUUGGAAUCGGUUGGAUUUACUAGGACGUAAUUUUUCUAAAUGGUAUAACGAGGACAGAUCUGGAUCUGGCCAAGUCCCCCCCCUGGAGUGAUCUCUGGCGCCCCCUAGGGGAUGCGCUAGCAUGGCCCCGCUGGACCUGAGUAUGCCCAGGAGCCGCCUGCCCCUCCUCCUGCUCCUGCUGCUGGCAGUGCGGCCCAGUGAGGAGCAACUGGUGUCCGUUCAAACUGAAACUGUUGCAGUUGGUUCUGCAAGCACAUCAAGCAGCAGUCCCAUUGAAUACCUUCUGGAGAUUCAAGUCCAGACCUCUGAUUUGGUGGAGGUCAGGAACCUCCAGAACACCUUGAAGCUCCCCACAGCCCUCUCUAACACCAGUGACAUCACAGGCCUCAACAUCACCACAGUGUGCGCCCUGGUCGCAGAUAGUUUCCAGUGUGAGUGCGAGAGUACGUUCUUCUGGCCGUUAGACAGCUGCCAGCGGUAUGGAAGCUGUGGACAGCCGGAAGCCACCUGUACCUGUCUCACAUCCCUGCCAGCUAAUGGUCUCUUCUGCCAGCCCAGAUUCGAAUGGCUGUACGAGGUGGAAUUGGGCAUCCCUGGUUCCCUGGCGAUGGCGGCAGCGUCUCAGGCAGUCGCCAGGCCAAUAAUUAGAGGGAUCUCCGUUUCUGGUUCUCAGCUCAGCCAGUUCUGUUUCUGA
This is a messenger RNA of Gadus chalcogrammus (walleye pollock), 758 nucleotides long. Its product is annotated as adhesion G protein-coupled receptor F5-like. NCBI's taxonomy places the organism in Eukaryota, Metazoa, Chordata, Actinopteri, Gadiformes, Gadidae. The transcript has 5 exons. The record is from RefSeq and is a predicted model, not a curated record. Bases 186 to 758 code for a protein of 190 amino acids.